Contarinia nasturtii (swede midge) is the source of this 1885-nucleotide messenger RNA. RefSeq lists its product as uncharacterized. The transcript is spliced from 12 exons. Lineage: Eukaryota; Metazoa; Arthropoda; Insecta; Diptera; Cecidomyiidae. The coding region runs from base 127 to 1761 and encodes 544 amino acids. The record is from RefSeq and is a predicted model, not a curated record.
CUGGAUUGUUCAGUCGUUGUUAGUUCGAUGAAACUAUCGUUUCUGUGAAGAAUAUCAGUGAUUGGAAAAAGUUCAGAGAAUUUCAUAUUGUGCUAGCCUGAACAUUGCCAAUUUAACUUUAUCAUUAUGUUUCUGAAAGGAUUUUUGAUUUUGUGCUGUAUUGCAGCCGCCGUGAAUGCCCAAGAUGGAUGGUGUGAUCCAAGUUUAUGUCGACCACAACAACGACCACAUGUUGGUUGCUUCGAUGGUGAUCCUAGUUGGGCUAAAAAAUGUGACGCUCCUGAACAAAUAGAAAUAACGGACGAAGUAAAACAAGUCUUUUUGGAUGAGCACAACAAACUACGAAAUCAACAAGCAAUGGGAAAAACGCCAAGAUUCCCAACCGCCGCGCGCAUGUCAACCAUGACUUGGGACGACACUUUAGCUGGUUUGGCCGGAUAUAAUACGUUGUCGUGCGAAAUGAAACACGACAGCUGCCACAAUACACCACCAUUUUAUUUGGCUGGACAAAAUUUGGCUCAAAAUUAUGACAAAGAUCCAGCAGAGCUUGCAAAAGCAUCUACGCAAAUGUGGUUUAAAGAGAAUAGUCUUGCUCAAGUGAGCGACAUUAAGAAGUUCACCAGACUCUCGACACCAGAAGGGGAAAUUGGACACUUCACCCAAAUUGUUAUGGAUCAAGCAUACAAAAUGGGUUGUGCCAUAACCAAAUUCAAUGAAGAAGGCACCCGGAAGUCGUUGAUUGCCUGUAAUUAUGCUGUAUCGAACGUUAAUGGUCUACCAAUUUAUGAUGUUGGUGCCACAGCAUCAAAAUGUAAAACCGGAACAAAUCCACAAUAUCCAGGCCUAUGUACUGUCGAUGAAAAAUACGACGAAGGAAUAUUAUGGAAUCAAGGACCAUUUAAAUUAACUUGUGCAACCGAUCACGUCUGUAUUGGAAAAAGUUCAGAGAAUUUUAAAUUGCUAACUUUGCCAAUACACAUAUUCAAUAUGAUCGUUUUUACCGAAAUAUUCAUUUUGUGUUUGGUCGUGGCCGCUGCUAGUGCAGACGAUUCGUACUGUGAUCCAGCAAUCUGUCCGAUGGGUAAACAACCACAUGUCGCUUGCGGGGUCAAACUUGAAUUUGAUUCGCGUUGCUCCGACGAUGCCGAAUUUAUAGAAAUCACUCCCGCAUUGCAAAAACUGUUCGUCGAUGCACAUAAUAAAUUGCGAAAUCAACAGGCCAUGGGACAAACACCGGGUUUUGAGCCGGCCAAAAAAAUGGCAACCAUGACUUGGGAUGACGAUUUAGCAUAUACCGCAAAAUACAAUGUAAAACAAUGUAAAAUGGACCAUGAUGUAUGCAGAAGUACACAAGAUUUUCAAUAUGCUGGCCAAAAUUUGGCCCUUCACGGUGACACCAAUGAUGAAUUUUUAGCCAACUGGGCACCUGGUUUUUGGUUCGAAGAAUAUCCACGUGCAAACAUGAAUGAUAUCCGCUCACAAGGAAGAUUACGAGAUGAAAAUGGAAAAGACCUUGGCCAUUUUACUCAAGUUGUGAAGGACAAUGCAUAUAAGGUGGGAUGUAGUAUUGCCAAAUAUACCAACGAGAAUGGUGCACGGAAAGCAUUGAUUGCCUGUAACUACGCCGUUGCCAAUAUUGAUUCAUGGCCAAUUUAUGAGGAUGGACCAACAGCAUCCGAUUGCCAAACUGGAACAAAUCCUGAGUAUCCAGCACUUUGCACCGUUGAUGAAGUUUAUACUGGACCAUUCUUCAAAUCCUAAAAAAGAUAUUGCGUUUAUAUUUUCAUUACUGUCUCUCUACCGAACCAUUCCGCUUUUAUUCUUCUCACAAAUAUGCAUUUGAAAUAAAAAAAAAUCUUUUCGCAAAAUAAAUAACACAAACAAA